Molecule: messenger RNA, 987 nt
Organism: Trametes versicolor FP-101664 SS1
Lineage: Eukaryota; Fungi; Basidiomycota; Agaricomycetes; Polyporales; Polyporaceae
Product: homoserine O-acetyltransferase
Exons: 11
Coding region: 1-987 (328 amino acids)
Biological process (GO): biosynthetic process
Molecular function (GO): acyltransferase activity, transferring groups other than amino-acyl groups
Source: RefSeq, a predicted model, not a curated record
AUGGCCGCAGCUACCCUCCAGUAUCAUCACCACGGACGGUUCAAGGUCUCAGGCGGCGUCAUUCCUGACGCCGUUUCCGCUUACCAAACUUACGGGAAUGCGUGCAACCCAUGCAUCGUCUUCCCAACGUGCUACGGAGCCAAGCUGGGCCUUGGUAGCCAGUCUUACCUCGUUGGCGAAGGCAAGGCGCUCGAUCCUAGCAAGUACUUCAUUGUAACUUUUGCGUUGUUCUGCAACGGCGAGCCGCCGCCGUACAACGGCCCGUACUUUCCUGCGAUCUCAUACGAGGACAACAUCCGUGCUCAACAUGCCGUGCUCCGCCAUCUCGGCGUGGAGAAAGUGUAUUGUGUCGUCGGGUUCUCGAUGGGUGGACAGCAGGCCUACCACUGGGCAACGGUGUACCCCGAUUUCGUCGAGAGGUUCGUGGCCAUCUGUUCGUCCGCACGGACUAGUCCGCACAACAAGUGCUUCCUCGAAGGCCCGAAGGCUGCAUUGAAGGCUGGCCGCGACUUCAACGACGGACAUUACACGUCCACGCCCCAGGUCGCCAUCAGGGCGUUUGCGCGGGCGUACUGCGCGUGGGCGUACGGACAGGCGUGGUUCCGCGGGCACCUCUACGAGAUGGGCGGGCUCUAUCCCACGCUGGACGCGUUCAUGCGCGAGGUAUGGGAGGGCCGGUACGUCGCGAACUGGGAUGCGAACGACAUGCUCGCGCUGCUCGACACCUGGCAGAACGGCGACGUAUCGUCCGUGCGCGACGGGGGCGAUUUCGUCGGCUGUCUUGGGGCGAUCAAGGCGAAGGGCCUGAUUAUGCCGUGCAAAACGGACCUGUACUUCUGCCCUGAGGACAGCGCGAACGAGGUGUCGGUGCUCAAGAAUGCCGAACUGGUCAUCAUCGACAGCGUCUGGGGGCACGUCGCGGGGGGAGGUGCCAAUCCUACGGAUGUGGCAUUCAUUACGAAGAAGAUCCAAGAGUUCCUGGCCUAG